Molecule: messenger RNA, 904 nt
Organism: Chroicocephalus ridibundus (black-headed gull)
Lineage: Eukaryota; Metazoa; Chordata; Aves; Charadriiformes; Laridae
Product: noggin-like
Exons: 1
Coding region: 86-904 (272 amino acids)
Biological process (GO): negative regulation of cell differentiation; negative regulation of BMP signaling pathway; osteoblast differentiation
Source: RefSeq, a predicted model, not a curated record
AGCGGGGUGUCCCCGCCGGCUAUCAGCCGCGGUAUCCAGGGAAAAGGGGAAGGCCGCGCCUCGGGACGCGGCGAUAACCCGGGGGAUGCGGCGGAGCCAGAGCCCGCAGUGCCGCUUCGCCAUGGAGGGACCCCGCCGUGCCUGCCUCCUCCUCCUCUUCCUCCUCCUCCUCUGCCUGCUGCCGCCACCGGGCACCCCGGGCCCGCCGCCCCCGGAGAAGCCCCGGGAGCCGCCGCCGCCGCCCUCCGGCACCGCUGACCCCGCCGCCCACCUGCUCCGCGGCCGCCCCUCGGCCCCGGUGCGGCCCUACAGCCUCUCCCUCUCCCCCGAGGACUACCGCUACUCCCCCAAGCCCCGCCACCUCCGGCCCGGCCGGCUGCGGCGGCUGCUGGGCUCGGCUUUCGACCCUUUCUGGAUGGCGACCGAAGAGCCCCGCGGCCGCAACGGCACCGUCCCCGAGGCGGAGGAGGAGAACCUGGAGGCGCUGAGCCGGGACCUGGCGGAGGGGGCCGGGCGGUACCGCCGCAAGCUGUGGCGGGAGGCGGAAGGGCUGGAACUGCCCCCGCUGCUGCCCCCCGGCCCGGGGCUCUCCCCCGAGCUGCCGGGGGUGCUGGCCCGCCGCCUGCGGCAGUGGCUGGUGGAGCGGGCCGCCUGCCGCCUCACCUCCGCCUGGGUCGACCUGGGACCCGUCUUCUGGCCCCGCUGGGUGCGCCACACAGCCUGCGACACCGCACCCCCCGGCUGCUCCUGGCCCCCCGGCAUGACCUGCCGCCCGGCGCAGCUCACCCACAUCAAGCUGCUGGCCUGGCACUGCUGGGCGCCCCGGAGCCCCGGACCCCAGCACUGCGCCUGGCGGCAGAUCCCCUACCCCGUCGUGGCCGCCUGCAAGUGCUCCUGCCGUUGA